ACCCUUGCGUCGCCAACCAAACUAUUUCUUCGACCUCCAAAGUAGAAUAAAAAUGGUAACUGCAUCGAUAGGAGGAGCGGCUGUUGCUGCUGCUGCUUAUGCUGGUAGAUACAGCAUUAAGGCUUGGCAAGCAUUCAAAGCAAGACCGCCUACAGCUAGACUCCGUAAAUUUUAUGAAGGUGGUUUUCAACCUACUAUGACCCGGAGGGAAGCAGCUCUAAUACUUGGAGUCAGGGAGAGUGUUCCCAUAACCAAGGUCAGGGAAGCCCAUAGGAGGGUGAUGGUCGCUAACCAUCCAGAUGCAGGAGGUAGCCAUUUCCUAGCAUCUAAAAUUAACGAAGCCAGAGAUACUUUACAUGGAAAAACCAGGGGCUGCAGCUCUGAAUUUUGAUGGUACUGGCUAGUGCUAACGCUCCAAGGGAUUCAGGCUUAGUUCUCAACAUUUGAGUUUUACGAGUAUCAUCUCUGUUUCCCAUUGACGAUUUAUGGUGAUCAGUGGGGAGUUUCUGUGGAAACAAAUUCAUAUUAUGAGGAUCCUAUAGCUGGACCACGUAUUGGCAGAAGCCUUGUACUCUUAAUU
Messenger RNA from Rosa chinensis, 580 nucleotides. Its product is annotated as mitochondrial import inner membrane translocase subunit TIM14-2. The coding region runs from base 53 to 391 and encodes 112 amino acids. Gene Ontology annotation, molecular function: ATPase activator activity. The record is from RefSeq and is a predicted model, not a curated record. The transcript has a single exon. Gene Ontology annotation, cellular component: PAM complex, Tim23 associated import motor. Gene Ontology annotation, biological process: protein import into mitochondrial matrix. NCBI's taxonomy places the organism in Eukaryota, Viridiplantae, Streptophyta, Magnoliopsida, Rosales, Rosaceae.